Molecule: messenger RNA, 1902 nt
Organism: Coniosporium apollinis CBS 100218
Lineage: Eukaryota; Fungi; Ascomycota; Dothideomycetes
Exons: 1
Coding region: 1-1902 (633 amino acids)
Source: RefSeq, a predicted model, not a curated record
AUGAAAGAACAGCGGUUUCAAGUCACUGCAAACCUAGAGUCAGCACUCAGACAUUUGAGACACGAAGAUGACUUUCGGACUAUGUGGAUCGACGCUAUCUGCAUUAACCAGUCCGACACAGAAGAGCGCACGCAACAAGUCGCUAUGAUGGCCGAAAUAUACUACAACGCUGCGCGCGUUCUGAUCUGGCUCGCCGACCUCAAAUAUCUACUCAAUCCGCAAGUCCUCACAUUCGUCGACGCGCUUGUAGAAGAGAUUAAGCAGUUGACCGGCUUGGGACACGAUGAGCUUCUGGAUUCACAUGAUGUAGAAAUCCUUAGGCGAAAGUUGAGCGAGUCGAUGCGGCCUUCAGAAAACCUCGAUGAGGGAUGGCGAACUCGUUACCAAGCGAUGGCUAUUGCUUUAUCACACUUUUUCAGCCUCCCUUGGUUUAGACGCAUAUGGGUCCUACAGGAAGUUUUCUACUCUUCCUCGUCAACGUGGAUCCGGUACGGAGAAUGGCGAAUGCAGUGGGAGUUUGUUGUGCUCGCAAGUGCAUGGCAACGCCAAGCGGUUUAUCGAUAUCGCGACCUCUCUAUGGACAGCGUUCACAUGUUAUUUCUCUUGCCCCUGUGGGAGCGUAUCAUGUCGCCUGGGAAACUUCAGGGUCUGAAAAUAUUAGACGUUUUGGUCCUGGCGAGGGGUUUCUACGCUUCUGAUACACGCGAUAAAAUCUAUGCGCUGCUUAGUCUGGCCGGAGACACGGAUCAGGUAAACAAUCUACCGCCAAACAUGCGUCCAGAUUACGCGAAGCCUGCGGUGCAGGUAUAUACGAGGUUCACGCGUGGAUGGAUCGACCAAAACCGCUCACUAGACAUUAUAUCCCUUGUCGAUUUCUAUACGCGCCCCGGAUACUCCCCCUGCUUCGAUUUUGUCAAUCUUCCAACAUGGGUCCCGAACUUUUACGAAGCUCAAUUCACAGAACGCAUCCUCGGACAAGUGCGUGGGUUCCGCGCUUCGGCGCAAUCAAGAGUAAUCGUGCAUCCCUCUACACUAGAAGAAUCCCUAUGUAUUCAGGGAAUCCAUUUUGACAAGGUGGCGGGUGUACUCCCGACUGAAUUUCCUCAUUCUUACGACAAAGUAGACGAUGUAGUCACGCACUUGCUGCUAGAGGUCGUUCGUGCGCUGUGGCUGUUCACCGUCGAAAAUGUGGCUACCCCCUAUCCCACUGGUGAGGACAUUUUGGAAGCAUACCUCAAGACGCUGAUCUGUAAUACCGACCGGUUUGACAAAUACGAGGAUCCUCCCCAAGCGCUCGACACGGAUUUAUUAGCCACGCCAGUAUCGCAGCCUAUACACUAUCACGAUGUAUCUCCGUCAUCCCGCUCUCCAGAUAGCAAUCCUGAUUCGUCUACUCAGAGCCUUGCCCCCAUCGACCAAGCAGACUUACCUCGUUCCAUAAGUGCAAGGCCAGGUUACACGGGUUCUGAAAUCUUGUUCGCGGAUUUUGCUGCCUCCUGGCAUACAUUCGAUCCUUCCUUCUCAUCUCUUCCACCCUCGUACCAGAGUUUGCUCCAAGCUAUUGCUCCCUAUGGCAGUAGCUUCGACUUUGGAGUGCUAGUGGGGAGCUUCUGUCUUAAACGCACAUUCUUCGUCACUGCAAAAGGCUAUCUGGGACUCGGCCCCCAUCUCACCCAGAUCGGUGGCCAUGUCGUUUUGCUAGCCGGUGGAAAAGUCCCCUUUAUCUUAAGGACUGGGAUAGAUAAAUCAGAAUCAGGAGCAGAAGCUGGCACAGAGGCGAAGGAGCCAUGGUUCUAUUUCAUCGGCGAAUGUUACGUGCACGGCAUCAUGGACGGCAGUGCCUGGGAAGAGGCGGAGAGGAAUCGUGAUGAGUUUCCGCUGCGUGUGUUUGAUAUCAGGUAG